AUGGCAGCCCAAGUUCCCACCGACGCUCUCAAAGAGCUGAAAGUGAACGAAGCCGCAAAGGCAAACGGCAAGGGCGGAAAGCCUGCGCCUGCUGGCGACGACGACGACCACGCAGAGGAUUCUGACGACGACGCCGAGGAGAAUGCUGCCGGCAACGGGGCCGAUGGAGCCACUGGGGCUGCUAAAAAGAAGAAGAAGAGAAAGCCCAAGAAGAAGAAGAAGAACCCUACAGCCCAGACGGAGCCACCUAGCGUCAUGGUGAGCCAGCUAUUCCCCAACAAGAGCUAUCCCAAGGGCGAGGAAGUCGAGUAUAAAGACGAGAACCGUUACCGAACUACCAAUGAGGAAAAACGCCACCUGGACAACUUGAACACGGAGUUUCUGAACGAUUACCGCGAGGCUGCUGAGAUCCACAGACAGGUUCGCCAAUAUGCUCAAAAGUCCAUCAAGCCCGGCCAGACCUUGACCGAAAUUGCCGAAACCAUCGAGAAUAGUGUCAGAUCUCUUACUGGUCACUCUGGAUUAACUGAGGGCGAUGCCAUGGUUGCUGGUAUGGGUUUCCCGUGCGGCCUCAGCUUGAACCACUGCGCUGCACACUACACGCCCAAUGCUGGCAACAAGAUGGUUCUACAGCAGGAUGAUGUUAUGAAGGUCGACUUUGGUGUCCACGUCAAUGGCCGAAUUGUCGACUCUGCUUUUACUGUGGCCUUUGAAUCCAAAUACGACAACCUGCUCAAGGCUGUCAAGGAAGCCACAAACGCUGGUAUCCGCGAGGCGGGUAUUGAUGCCCGUGUCGGUGAAAUCGGAAGUGUCAUUCAGGAGACCAUGGAGAGCUUCGAGGUGGAGAUUGAUGGCACUACAUACCCCGUAAAGAGUAUCCGCAACCUGACGGGCCAUAACAUUUUGCCUUACAGCAUUCACGGUACCAAGGCCGUGCCUAUAGUCAAGAGCAACGACCAGACCAAGAUGGAAGAAGGUGAUGUUUUUGCUAUCGAGACUUUUGGGAGUACCGGUAACGGCUACGUCAGAGACGACAUGGAGGUUUCGCACUACGCCAAGAACGCAGACGUCCAGCACGUUGACCUUCGCCUGAGCUCAGCCAAAACGCUGCUCAACGUGAUUAACAAGAACUUUGGCACCCUACCUUUCUGCCGUCGUUACCUGGACCGCCUGGGCCAGGACAAGUACUUGCUCGGGCUGAACAGCUUGGUUAAUAGCGGCAUUGUCGAGGCUUACCCGCCGUUGUGUGACAAGAAGGGCUCAUAUACUGCUCAAUUCGAGCACACUAUCUUGAUUCGGCCAACCGUGAAAGAGGUCAUCAGCCGGGGAGACGACUACUAA
Messenger RNA from Metarhizium brunneum ARSEF 3297, 1341 nucleotides. It is a transcript of the gene MAP21, whose product is annotated as Methionine aminopeptidase 2-1. Gene Ontology annotation, biological process: proteolysis. NCBI's taxonomy places the organism in Eukaryota, Fungi, Ascomycota, Sordariomycetes, Hypocreales, Clavicipitaceae. The record is from RefSeq and is a predicted model, not a curated record. Gene Ontology annotation, cellular component: cytoplasm. Gene Ontology annotation, molecular function: metalloaminopeptidase activity.